GACACGCCGAGCGCGGCCCGGCUGGGCCGAGCGCGCCGACGGAGCCGCCGUAGGUGAGGGGCCCGCGUCCCCGCCCGCCGUGGGGGCCGCGCCUGGCCCGGAUCCCGCCCGCCGCUGCCGCCGCCCGCGGGCACCAUGACUGCUCCGAGCGCUGGGGUUACAGAUUCUGGCUUUCCACUUGCCCCCCAAAGCUAACUGCAGCAUGCUGAAAAGGAAGCAGAGCUCCAGGGUGGAGGCCCAGCCAGUUACUGACUUCGGUCCUGACGAAUCUCUCUCAGACAACGCAGACAUCCUCUGGAUUAACAAGCCAUGGGUCCACUCGUUGCUGCGAAUCUGUGCCAUCAUCAGCGUCAUCUCCGUGUGUAUGAACACGCCCAUGACCUUCGAGCACUACCCUCCCCUGCAGUAUGUCACCUUCACGCUGGAUACUCUCCUGAUGUUUCUUUACACGGCAGAGAUGAUAGCAAAAAUGCACAUCCGGGGGAUCGUCAAGGGGGAUAGUUCCUAUGUGAAAGAUCGCUGGUGUGUUUUUGAUGGAUUUAUGGUCUUCUGCCUCUGGGUUUCAUUGGUGCUACAGGUAUUUGAAAUUGCUGAUAUAGUUGAUCAGAUGUCACCAUGGGGCAUGUUGCGGAUCCCCCGGCCUCUCAUUAUGAUCCGAGCAUUCCGGAUUUAUUUCCGAUUUGAGCUGCCAAGGACCAGAAUUACAAAUAUAUUAAAGCGAUCAGGAGAGCAAAUAUGGAGUGUUUCCAUUUUCUUGCUCUUCUUUCUACUUCUUUAUGGAAUUUUAGGAGUUCAAAUGUUCGGGACAUUUACCUACCACUGUGUAGUAAAUGACACGAAGCCAGGGAAUGUAACUUGGAAUAGUUUAGCUAUCCCAGAUACACACUGCUCACCUGAGCUGGAGGAAGGCUACCAGUGCCCACCUGGAUUUAAAUGCAUGGACCUCGAAGAUCUGGGACUCAGCAGGCAAGAGCUGGGCUACAGUGGCUUUAAUGAGAUAGGCACCAGCAUCUUCACAGUCUACGAGGCAGCCUCGCAGGAAGGCUGGGUGUUCCUCAUGUACAGAGCCAUCGACAGCUUUCCCCGCUGGCGUUCCUAUUUCUACUUCAUCACGCUCAUCUUCUUCCUCGCUUGGCUCGUCAAGAAUGUGUUUAUUGCUGUCAUCAUUGAGACCUUUGCGGAAAUCAGAGUGCAGUUUCAACAAAUGUGGGGUUCCAGAAGCAGCACGACUUCGACAGCGACCACACAGAUGUUUCAUGAAGAUGCUGCUGGUGGUUGGCAGCUGGUAGCCGUGGAUGUCAACAAGCCCCAGGGACGCGCCCCAGCCUGCCUCCAGAAAAUGAUGCGCUCCUCCGUCUUCCACAUGUUCAUCCUGAGCAUGGUGACCGUGGAUGUGAUUGUGGCUGCCAGCAACUACUACAAAGGCGAGAACUUCAGGAGGCAGUAUGAUGAGUUCUACCUGGCCGAGGUGGCUUUCACAGUCCUCUUUGAUUUGGAGGCACUCCUGAAGAUCUGGUGUUUGGGAUUUUCUGGCUACAUUAGUUCAUCUCUCCACAAAUUUGAGCUGCUACUUGUCAUUGGAACUACCCUGCACGUGUAUCCAGAUCUCUAUCAUUCUCAAUUCACCUAUUUCCAGGUCCUUCGGGUGGUUCGGCUCAUCAAGAUUUCACCUGCCUUGGAAGACUUUGUGUACAAGAUAUUUGGCCCAGGAAAAAAGCUCGGCAGCCUGGUUGUGUUCACAGCCAGCCUCCUGAUCGUGAUGUCGGCGAUCAGCCUGCAAAUGUUCUGCUUCGUUGAGGAGCUGGACCGCUUCACCACCUUCCCAAGGGCUUUCAUGUCCAUGUUCCAGAUCCUCACCCAGGAAGGAUGGGUGGACGUCAUGGACCAAACUCUCAACGCCGUGGGGCAUAUGUGGGCACCUGUGGUCGCCAUUUAUUUCAUUCUUUAUCAUCUCUUUGCCACUCUGAUCCUCCUGAGUUUGUUUGUUGCUGUAAUUUUGGACAACUUAGAACUUGAUGAAGAUCUAAAGAAGCUAAAACAACUGAAGCAAAGUGAAGCAAAUGCAGAUACAAAAGAAAAGCUUCCUCUGCGCCUACGGAUCUUUGAAAAGUUUCCCAACAGACCACAGAUGGUGAAAAUCUCGAAGCUUCCUUCGGACUUCACAGUUCCUAAGAUCAGGGAGAGCUUCAUGAAGCAGUUCAUUGAUCGCCAGCAACAGGAUGGCUGCUGUCUCUUUCGAAUUCUGCCUUCGACCUCCUCUUCCUCGUGCGAUCACCCCAAGCGUGCAGCCAUCGAGGACAACAAAUACAUCGAUCAGAAACUUCGCAAAUCCGUUUUCAGCAUCAGGGCAAGGAACCUUCUGGAAAAGGAGACGGCAGUCACUAAAAUCUUAAGAGCUUGCACUCGACAGCGCAUGCUGAGUGGAUCAUUCGAGGGGCAGCCAGCCAAGGAAAGAUCAAUCCUCAGUGUGCAGCAUCAUAUCCGCCAGGAGCGCAGGUCACUCAGACAUGGAUCAAACAGCCAGAGGAUCAGCAGGGGGAAGUCUCUUGAAACUUUGACUCAAGACCAUUCCAAUACAGUGAGAUACAGGAAUGCCCAGCGGGAAGACAGUGAGAUAAAGAUGAUACAGGAGAAGAAGGAGCAAGCGGAAAUGAAAAGGAAAGUGCAAGAGGAGGAACUGAGGGAGAACCACCCAUACUUCGAUAAGCCGCUGUUCAUCGUGGGCAGGGAGCACCGGUUCCGAAACUUCUGCCGCGUGGUGGUGCGGGCUCGUUUCAAUGCAUCUAAAACGGACCCUGUCACAGGAGCUGUGAAGAAUACAAAGUAUCAUCAGCUUUACGAUCUGCUGGGAUUGGUCACCUACCUGGACUGGGUCAUGAUCAUCGUCACCAUCUGCUCUUGCAUUUCCAUGAUGUUCGAAUCCCCCUUUCGAAGAGUCAUGCAUGCGCCCACCUUGCAGAUUGCUGAGUAUGUCUUUGUGAUCUUCAUGAGCAUCGAGCUUAAUCUGAAGAUUAUGGCAGAUGGCUUAUUUUUCACUCCAACUGCUGUCAUCAGGGACUUUGGGGGAGUGAUGGACAUAUUCAUAUACCUAGUGAGUUUGAUCUUCCUCUGUUGGAUGCCUCAGAAUGUGCCCGCUGAGUCCGGAGCUCAGCUCCUGAUGGUCCUUCGGUGCCUGCGGCCUCUGCGGAUAUUCAAACUGGUGCCCCAGAUGAGAAAAGUUGUUCGAGAACUUUUCAGCGGCUUCAAGGAAAUUUUUUUGGUUUCCAUUCUUUUGCUGACAUUAAUGCUUGUUUUUGCAAGCUUUGGAGUUCAGCUUUUUGCUGGAAAGCUGGCGAAGUGCAAUGAUCCCAACAUUAUCAGAAGGGAAGAUUGCAAUGGCAUAUUCAGAAUAAAUGUCAGUGUUUCCAAGAACUUAAAUUUAAAAUUAAGACCUGGAGAGAAAAAACCUGGUUUCUGGGUACCUCGAGUCUGGGCGAAUCCUCGGAACUUUAAUUUUGACAACGUGGGGAAUGCUAUGCUGGCCUUGUUUGAAGUCCUCUCCUUGAAAGGCUGGGUGGAAGUGAGAGAUGUUAUUAUUCAUCGUGUAGGGCCGAUCCAUGGAAUCUAUAUUCAUGUUUUUGUAUUCCUGGGUUGUAUGAUUGGACUGACCCUUUUUGUUGGAGUCGUUAUUGCUAAUUUCAAUGAAAACAAGGGGACGGCUUUGCUGACUGUGGAUCAGAGACGAUGGGAAGACCUCAAGAGCAGAUUGAAGAUCGCGCAGCCCCUUCAUCUCCCACCUCGCCCGGAUAAUGAUGGCUUUAGAGCUAAAAUGUAUGACAUAACCCAGCAUCCGUUUUUUAAGAGGACAAUUGCAUUACUAGUUCUGGCCCAGUCGGUGCUGCUCUCUGUCAAGUGGGAUGUGGAGGACCCCGUGACCGUCCCUCUGGCCACCAUGUCCGUGGUUUUCACCUUCAUCUUUGUUCUAGAGGUCACAAUGAAGAUCAUAGCCAUGUCGCCCGCUGGCUUCUGGCAGAGCAGAAGAAACCGCUAUGAUCUGUUAGUGACGUCCCUGGGCGUGGUGUGGGUGGUACUGCACUUUGCCCUUCUGAACGCCUACACCUACAUGAUGGGCGCCUGCGUGAUAGUGUUCCGGUUCUUCUCCAUCUGUGGGAAGCACGUCACGCUCAAGAUGCUGCUGCUGACGGUGGUGGUCAGCAUGUACAAGAGCUUCUUCAUCAUCGUGGGCAUGUUCCUGCUGCUGCUGUGCUACGCCUUCGCGGGGGUCGUGCUCUUCGGGACCGUGAAAUACGGAGAGAACAUCAACAGGCAUGCAAACUUUUCCUCGGCUGGCAAAGCUAUCACCGUGCUGUUCCGAAUCGUCACAGGCGAAGACUGGAACAAGAUUAUGCACGACUGUAUGGUUCAACCUCCAUUCUGCACUCCAGAUGAAUUUACUUACUGGGCAACAGACUGCGGAAACUACGCCGGGGCGCUUAUGUAUUUCUGCUCCUUUUAUGUCAUCAUCGCCUACAUCAUGCUAAAUCUGCUCGUAGCCAUAAUUGUAGAGAAUUUCUCCUUGUUUUACUCUACUGAGGAGGACCAGCUCUUAAGUUACAAUGAUCUUCGCCACUUUCAAAUCAUAUGGAAUAUGGUGGAUGAUAAGAGGGAGGGGGUAAUCCCCACGUUCCGGGUCAAGUUCCUACUGCGGCUGCUACGCGGGAGGCUGGAAGUGGACCUGGACAAGGACAAACUCUUAUUUAAGCACAUGUGCUAUGAGAUGGAACGGCUGCACAAUGGCGGUGAUGUCACCUUCCAUGAUGUCCUGAGCAUGCUUUCGUACCGUUCUGUGGACAUCCGGAAGAGCCUGCAGCUGGAGGAGCUCCUGGCGCGGGAGCAGCUGGAGUAUACCAUCGAGGAGGAGGUGGCCAAGCAGACCAUCCGCAUGUGGCUGAAGAAGUGUCUGAAGCGCAUCCGAGCCAAGCAGCAGCAGUCCUGUAGCAUCAUCCACAGCCUGCGAGAGAGCCAACAGCAGGAGCUGAGCCGCUUCCUCAACCCUCCCAGCAUUGAGACGACCCAGCCGAGCGAGGACGUCAAUGCCAACAGCCAGGACCCGAACACGCAGCCCGAGACCAGCAGCCAGCAGCAGCUCCUGAGCCCCACGCUAUCUGACAGAGGAGGGAGCCGGCAGGAUGCAACGGAUGCAGGGAAACCCCAGAGGAAAUUUGGGCAGUGGCGCCUGCCAUCAGCACCAAAGCCAAUCAGCCAUUCAGUGUCAUCAGUCAACUUACGAUUUGGAGGGAGGACGACCAUGAAGUCUGUGGUGUGUAAGAUGAAUCCCGUGACGGACGCAGCGUCCUGUGGCUCCGAGGUGAAGAAGUGGUGGACCCGGCAGCUGACCGUGGAGAGCGAUGAGAGUGGGGAUGACCUUCUCGACAUUUAGCCAGAAAUCAGAGCAGAUGGUGGUCUCGUGCUGAAACCCAUUUUGUGUUUUUCUUGAUUGUCCGGUGAGCAGUCUGUCACUGGGAUAUAAGUUAGACACAGUGUGGCACAAGAUUUCUUUUUAAGUGACUUGUGCCCUGCCUGGGAAGGCAUAAUGGUUGGUCUAUCCCAGUUGGGAGUAGGAUGGUUGUCAAGUGCUCAAGGACAUUGCAUGCUGGCACUGUUGGUAAGAAAGAAACCAAGUCAGCGGCAGGUGCAGGUCAUGCAGAAGCUCCCCUCACUUUGUGUUGGUGAACUGAGGUCUACAUUCGUAUGUUGUCUUCUACACUAUUGUCAGUCCUCAAGAGCGGCAAGCCAAAGGGGCUGGUCUUAGUGGCACAGGCGCUGCAAGCUUAGUCCCUCCUCUUCCCCACGUCCACUAGAAAUACUUCUCUUGGGAGAAUUUAUUAUUUAUGAUUGAUCUGCAAAGGUCAGCAUUGAGCUCACGCUAAAAAAGAAAAUAGUAGUUUUACAAACUACAGAUACUGAAUUUUUACAACUCUAUUCCUUCAUAUUUUAUUUUAAAAACUAGGUACAAGAUUAUCUGAAAAUCAGAGCACACUAACUUCUGUUCUUAGUACCUCUAAGAAAGCUGUUACAUGCACACACAUACACACUGAUAUGCGCAAGAAACAGGAAAUGAUACUAGACCAAGGAGUAAGUUGAUUCUAAACAAACCAAGAGUGGGAAACUGGAGAGACAUAAUUCUGAAAAAAGAAAAAAAGUUUCUUUAAAAUCUGUUAAAAUUACUGACCUUAGAAAAAAUGUAUAAUUAUGACAUUUUUAAAAUUUGCAUGUUCAGAGCGGUCAUUGGCUUCAUUUUUGCCUCCAAGUGUGUCCAUCUUGCUGUUCUCACAGACCCCGCGAGCUGAUCCCAACACAACAUGGCCUGGUAGAGCCCAGAGAGGCCCCUGCUCCCCAAAAUGUCCCUGGGGAAUGACGGUGUCUCCAGAAUCCUGCCCUGAACUGCCAGGCUAGCUAUCCACCAUCCACCGCCGUUCUCCCACACAUCAUCGGUCCAUAUCCUCUGGGAGCAUUUAGAGAAGCAAAAUGACUAAAAGAAGUCUUAGACCUUUUGUGCUAGAUCAGUUGAGUAGUUUAGAUUUGGCUUUUAACUGUAUGAUCAAUGGUUCCUUAAAAAAAAAAAAUACUUUCAGAGCCUCUCUCCAGCGUGG
Molecule: messenger RNA, 6632 nt
Organism: Ochotona curzoniae (black-lipped pika)
Lineage: Eukaryota; Metazoa; Chordata; Mammalia; Lagomorpha; Ochotonidae
Gene: NALCN
Product: sodium leak channel, non-selective
Exons: 44
Coding region: 203-5419 (1738 amino acids)
Biological process (GO): transmembrane transport; monoatomic ion transport
Cellular component (GO): membrane
Molecular function (GO): monoatomic cation channel activity
Source: RefSeq, a predicted model, not a curated record